GUGCCCGCUCAGCGCAGAGGAUUGUGGGUCGGAGGAGGCAGCAGCAGCGGAGCAUCAUCAUCACUGGACGGCGAGCCGGACCGGGACUCUUCUCACCGGACUUUAACCUGAGCUGGGAGCCGUUUCUCCGCACCGAAGUGCCUUAAGACCGGAGGGAGAGAUGGGACACGGAGACCUGAUGAGCCAGGCGGAGGAUGUGGCGGACCAGUUCCUGCGGGUCACCAAACACUACCUCCCCCACGUGGCCCGGCUCUGUCUGGUCAGCACCUUCCUGGAGGACGGGGUCAGGAUGUGGUUCCAGUGGGGGGAGCAGAGCGAGUACAUCGACUCCGUCUGGAGCUGUGGACGCUUCCUCGCCAACGUCUUCGUCCUGCUCAACCUGCUGGGGCAGCUGGGCGGCUGUGUGCUGAUCCUCAGCAGAAACUUUGUUCAGUACGCCUGCUUCUCUCUGUUUGGGAUCAUCGCCCUGCAGACGGUGGCCUACAGCAUCCUGUGGGACCCCAAGUUCCUCAUGAGGAACCUGGCGUUGGGGGGGGGCCUCCUCCUCCUCCUGGCAGAGUGCAGGGGGGAGGCUCGCAGCGUGUUUGCAGGAGUUCCCUCUCUCGGCCGUCAGAGUUCCCCGAAGCACCUCCUGCAGCUCGGAGGCCGAGUCCUCCUCGUCCUCAUGUUCAUGACGCUGCUGCACUUUGACCUCAGCCUGUUCAGCAUCCUGCAGAACCUGGUGGGUUCGGCCCUCAUCGUGCUGGUGGCGGUGGGCUUUAAGACGAAGCUGGCGGCUCUGACUCUGGUAGCCUGGCUGCUCUGCAUCAACUUCACCUUCAACGCCUUCUGGAACAUCCCGUCAUACAAACCCAUGCACGACUUCCUCAAGUACGACUUCUUCCAGACCACGUCGGUGAUCGGGGGCCUGCUGCUGGUGGUGGCCCUGGGGCCCGGGGGGGUCUCCAUGGACGAGAAGAAGAAGGAGUGGUGAGGAAGAGGAGAGGGGCGGGGGGAGGUGAGCCUCCAUGGGCGAAGAAGAACUGAUGCUAUAAGAUGGAGGAAGUGUAACGCUUUGCUGCAGAGGUACAAACGUCUGUCCGGAGGUUCAGUUUGUUUUCAGUGCGGCAGCAGGUCAUACUUCAGGCUUUUAUUUUGAAAAAAUGUUGCCAUACUAAGAACAAAUACUCUAACCUGCAUAUUAUCAAAUAUAAGUACAUUUAGAAAUAUAUAUUUACAUAUAAUUACUUUAACUAUUAGAGCAUGUUUGUACAGGGUGGUGGAUACUUCCUGGGUGGCUGCAGCUUCUUUAUACAAAGCAGACUGAUGCAAACUGUUUGUUCGAAUGUGGGGGGAAAGUGCACAUUUGUGCAUCAUAUUAUGUUAAAUGUGUUGUGUUUGAACAAAUGAAAUUUUAACUUGACUUUCUGAAGAAGUGGCGGCCCUCGUGCACAGAUGAAGGAACGUGUAACAGCUGAUAUCGUCUGUUUGUGUUUCCAGAAACCUUCCGAACACGAGAUCUUCCAGCUCAGCGGACCUCGCGUGUCUCCGCCACAGCCAGAGCUUUCUGCGCAGAACUUUUACAAUCACAGACCUAAUAAUUACUAAUGUGACAGGAAUUAUUUGAGUCUUAGGGCGGACAGAGCUGAACCUCCCGUACCGAACGCUCAGGACGAGCACGUGUAGCGUUACAGUCCAGCGCUCAGACUGAUAAAGCUGUGUGUUCGCCCGGUUCUGAUCACAUGAUCACGAGCCUCAGUUCACCUCCAGGCAGAGAUCCUUUCAAAUGAAACACCGUCAGUGAAAUCUGCUAACAACCCAAACAAACAUGUUGUAUGUUUAAGUUUCGUCUCUCGCCUGAUAUUUAGUCAUUUCACCUGCAGAGAGUAAACCGUGUGUUCGCUGAUCUGGAGUCAGCGUGCGGCGACAGAUUCUUCUUCACCAGUUCAUGUGGGAGAUGCAGGUUUUUGUGCGUACGCUUCGUUUGUACAUCUGACCGCUGCUCUGCUCAGAACACACCGAUAUUUAUUUCCAUUUUUACCCCGACCAAUCACAGAUUAUCUGUGUGUCACGUGAUGUGUGUGUGUGACGCUGCUGUUUCCUGGUGAUUUUACAGACAGAAACUUCUCGGUUUCUGCUUCAGACUUCUUUUGUUUCCUUCCUGCAUUUUGUUUCGUUUUGAAAAAGGUCUAAAUCAGCGAUAAUUAAAUAUUAUUUUUGGGUCACUGGACAUUUAAUGGAGAUGUUGUGAUGACGGAGAUUCUCCAGCAGGUGGAGCUGUUUACCUGCUUCAUUAUAAAUCAGUUUCACACACAACUAACCACAUUUACAGUGGUGUGAAAAAGUGUUUGCCCCCUUCCUGAUUUCUUAUUUUUUUGCAUGUUUGUCACACUUAAAUGUUUCAGAUCACCAAACAAAUUUAAAUAUUAGUCAAAGAUAACACAAGUAAACACAAAAUGCAGUUUUUAAAUUAAGCUUGUUAUUAAGGGAAACCAAAAUCCAAACCUACAUGGCCCUGUGUGAAAAAGUGAUUGCCUCCUAAACCUAAUAACUGGUUGGGCCACCCUUAGCAGCAACAACUGCAAUCAAGUGUUUGCGUUUACCUUUUGUCUCGUCAGUCCACAGAGUAUUUUCCCAAAGUCUUGAUGAUCCCCAGGACUUUUGGGAAAAUACUCUGUGGACUGACGAGACAAAAGUUGAACAUUUUGGAAGGUGUGUGUCCCGUUACAUCUGGCGUAAAAGUAACACCGCAUUUCAGAAAAAGAACAUCAUACCAACAGUAAAAUAUGGUGGUGGUAGUGUGAUGGUCUGGGGCUGUUUUGCUGCCCAGUCUCUUUCUUAUUGUGGAGUCAUGAACACUGACCUUAACCUUAAGUUAUCGCAAACGCUUGGUUGCAGUUGUUGCUGCUAAGGGUGGAGCAACCAGUUAUUAGGUUUAGGGGCAAUCACUUUUUCACACAGGGCCAUGUAGGUUUGGAUUUUGUUUUCCCUUAAUAAUAACACCCUUCAUUUAAAAACUGCAUUUUGUGUUUACUUGUGUUAUCUUUGACUAAUAUUUAAAUUUGUUUGAUCUGAAACAUUUAAGUGACAAACAUGCAAAAAAAUAAGAAAUCAGGAAGGGGGCAAACACUUUUGCACACCGCUGUAUACUGUUUUAAACAUGAACAUGUUUUUUGUUCCUCGGUGUUGUGUAUCCUGGGAACCGGACGACUCUUCCAGCUCAUGUUUCAUUUGCUCGGCAGGUACGUCUGGCCUCCUCCCACUCAGACAGAUUUCCACCCGUCCUGGAUUCGGUCGGGCCAAUCACAGCCGUUUAUCUAACGGGGCGGGUUUGAUACGACGAUUGACAACGGGCCAACUUGCAUGCGCCACUCAGCGCUACGUCACACGUUUCGUUGCUCUGAUUGGUUGUAGGUCUUUCCACCUGUGUCCAGAGGCGUUUGGUCUGCGCCCGUUGAUAAUGUGGAAAUCAAAAAUGAACGGAGAGCUUCAGACUAUUACGCAUUUGAGAAUUAGGCGAUUCCAGGAAAUGUUUUGUCUCUGAGUAUCUAUAAUGUUGUGCCAAAGUGAAAUCAUUUUCUAUCAUGUGUUUUUGUAGAAGAUGUUUAAUAAAUGAGUCCAGCAUUGUGAA
This is a messenger RNA of Siniperca chuatsi (mandarin fish), 3610 nucleotides long. It is a transcript of the gene surf4l, whose product is annotated as surfeit 4, like. The record is from RefSeq and is a predicted model, not a curated record. Lineage: Eukaryota; Metazoa; Chordata; Actinopteri; Centrarchiformes; Sinipercidae. The transcript has 6 exons. Gene Ontology annotation, biological process: Golgi organization. Gene Ontology annotation, cellular component: endoplasmic reticulum-Golgi intermediate compartment; membrane; endoplasmic reticulum. Bases 161 to 973 code for a protein of 270 amino acids.